AAACUUUUAAUUUUGUAAGAUAACAAGCCUUGUACUGCAAACCCAUCGCAACCAUGUCCAUCCCGAACGACUCCCUGGACGAUGACGACCUGUUAGCCAACCUGGAUCUGCCGCCGCCACCCAAAAAAGCCGCUGCAACGUCAGCAUCGGAAGGCGAAAACAGCAGCAGCACCGGCAUCGUCGUACGUUCCGUAAACAAAGGGAACUGCGUCCUGGUGAACCCGAAGCAGCGCGGCAAUCCGCUGCUCAAAUCCAUCCAGAACAUCCCGUGGGAGUACGACGACAUCGUGCCGGACUACGUGGUCGGAGCGACGACGUGCAUCCUGUACAUCUCCCUCCGGUACCACAAUCUCAAUCCGGACUACAUCCACGGGCGGUUGAAACUGCUCGGGAAGAUGUACGAGCUGCGAGUGCUGCUGGUCCAGGUGGACAUACAGGAACCGCACAAUGCGCUGAAACACCUGACCCGGAUUUGCCUGCUGGCCGAUUUGACGCUGAUGCUGGCGUGGAAUGCCGAGGAGGCGGGCAAGAUUGUCGAAACGUACAAGAUGUUCGAGAAUAAACCGCCGGAUUUGAUUAUGGAACGCGCCGAGCAGUAUCCGUAUCAAAAGCUCGUGAGUGCGCUGACCAACAUCAAACCGGUCAACAAGACGGAUGCCAUGACGUUGAUCCAGAACUACGGAACGCUGGCCUGUAUGAUCAACAGUAGCGAGGAGAAGCUGUCGCUCUGUUCCGGGCUGGGUCCCAGGAAGGCGAAGAAGCUGCACAAAACAUUCAAUGAGAAUUUCCUGAAAUCGUGAAUG
Molecule: messenger RNA, 803 nt
Organism: Ochlerotatus camptorhynchus
Lineage: Eukaryota; Metazoa; Arthropoda; Insecta; Diptera; Culicidae
Gene: Ercc1
Product: DNA excision repair protein Ercc1
Exons: 2
Coding region: 54-800 (248 amino acids)
Biological process (GO): mitotic recombination; UV-damage excision repair
Cellular component (GO): ERCC4-ERCC1 complex; nucleotide-excision repair factor 1 complex; nucleus
Molecular function (GO): damaged DNA binding; single-stranded DNA binding
Source: RefSeq, a predicted model, not a curated record